UUGAGUUAUGCCAGCACAGGUUAGUGACAUCAGGUGUGCACAGUUUACACACUACUCAGCUCUCCCCGUGAAACAAGGCUAAAGGGAACAAGGAGCUCCUCUUGGAAGAGGAAAGCACAGAAACAACAAGAGGCAAUAAAACAAGGACCGGAGACGUUGUUACAUCCCGUCUUGACAGGGUUCGUCAGGAAAAACUCGUCUGUGUUUGAUUCCAAACACACCCAGGCUGGACCAAGCUCCAGCAUCAGAAACAAGCCUGAAAGAAUUCACCAACAAUCUGAUUCAGAGAGACACGCAGCUGAGCUCGUCGUGUUUGAAACGCCAGAGGAAACGUGGCUUUCACGCUGCCAUACUGUUUUUAUUUCAGUUUUGGACUUGUGGGACCAGCUGGUUCAUUUACAAAACAAACAGGCCAAACAUGGCCAACUUCGGAGGACACGCCAUCCCUGGAACCUUUUUCCUGUUCUAUGGCUUUUGGCUGACGGUGAAGUACGUCCUCCAGCACUACUGGAGGACCAUGCAGCUCAAAGGAAGAAUGGUCAUGCCUCCUUUCUUUAAGAAAAUGGACUACUUUGAAGGGGGAUUCCAAAUCUUUGCCUCCUUUGUUGGGAUUAUGGUUGAGCAGUUUGUGGUGGAUGGCCCACACGCCCGCCUCUACGACAGGGAGACCCAAGAAUGGGUCAAGCUGAUGAACUGGCAGCACAGCACCAUGUAUCUGUUCUUUGGGAUUUCAGGAAUCUCACUGGUUGUUUGUACGUUACUGAAAAAGAUCCCGGCUGGCGUGGAUCGAGUAGCUCUCUCUCUCGCUCUUUUUGUUGAAGGGUUCCUGUUUUAUCACCACUUGCAUGGCCGGGAGCUCCUGGACGCUCACAUCCACUCCCUGCUGCUGGUGGCGGUGUUCUGUGGAUCAGCGAGCAUCAUGCUGGAGGUGUUCAUGAGAAACAACGUUAUUCUGGAGCUGUUUGGGGCGGGCAUGUUCAUCCUGCAGGGCUCGUGGUUCUACCAGGUCGGAUUUGUCCUUUAUCCGUUAAAUGGAGACAUGUGGGAUUUGAAGCUACACACCAACGUGAUGUUCAUCACCAUGUGCUUCUGCUGGCAUUUAGCUGCUGCUCUGCUUUUAGUCACUUGCACCGUCUCUGCAGUUUGGUUCACUUUGAUGAGAUUCUCAGUAAAAGGGCGAAACGUUGAAAUUGGAAUGAGAGACGCAUCUCCCAAAUCCAGUUCUCAGAAGGCUUUACUAGAGGAGUCGGAUGAAGAGUGACAUCAUGAUUGCUGUUCUCUGAAAUUUGACUUAAUAUCAACUCCACGCUGCGGUGUGGAUGGCUGAAGAAAAUGUUUAGUGUGAUGUGCUUUAGACUUUUGAAAAAAUAAAAAUUUAAUUUUUUUUGUUA
This is a messenger RNA of Nothobranchius furzeri (turquoise killifish), 1391 nucleotides long. Lineage: Eukaryota; Metazoa; Chordata; Actinopteri; Cyprinodontiformes; Nothobranchiidae. The record is from RefSeq and is a predicted model, not a curated record.